AUGCCAGAGGUUUCAUUUUGUAUGGAAUAUGCAAAGAAAAAGAUUAAAGACAUUUUCCCUACUAGUCGAAAGGCAGACUUGCUUAAGCAAAUCUUGGCAAUCAUUGACCGGCGUUGGGAAGAUCAAAUGGACCAACCACUAUAUGGGGCAGCACUAUAUUUGAACCCAAACAAGUAUUUUGACCUGAAAACAGAUGAUGCUUUGGCUGGUAAGCUAAGGUCUGCAUUUACUGAGGUUCUUGCAAAAAUGGUGCCUGACCAGGAUCUACAAAACAAGAUUGAUGACCAAGCUUUGGACUAUGAGGAGGGGGUAGCUUCAGCAAAAAAAUUGCAAUCAACAACAUCAAAACCAAGUCUCCUAGUUGUGAGCGCUGUUGGAGCACAUUUGAGUUAA
Miscanthus lutarioriparius is the source of this 393-nucleotide messenger RNA. The record is from the annotation of a GenBank genome assembly. NCBI's taxonomy places the organism in Eukaryota, Viridiplantae, Streptophyta, Magnoliopsida, Poales, Poaceae.